Messenger RNA from Chenopodium quinoa (quinoa), 753 nucleotides. RefSeq lists its product as uncharacterized. The record is from RefSeq and is a predicted model, not a curated record. The transcript has a single exon. Lineage: Eukaryota; Viridiplantae; Streptophyta; Magnoliopsida; Caryophyllales; Amaranthaceae. The coding region runs from base 1 to 753 and encodes 250 amino acids.
AUGUCUAGUGUGAAGGAAUUAACAACAAACUUUGUCAAACUCAAGAAGUUUGACGGUGUUGAAUUUAGGAGGUGGAAGAAGAAAAUGUAUUAUCUUCUUACAUCUCUUAAUGUUGCCUAUAUGAUAAGUACUCCAAGGCCGGGUGAACAUGAGAAUGAGACCUUGGAGAACGUUCGGGAAAGAUCGAAAUGGGACAACGACGAUUUCAUUUGUCGUGGUCACAUCUUGAAUGGGAUGGAGGAUGACUUGUAUGAUGUUUACCAAAAUGUGGAAUCGGUCAAGGAGCUUUGGGAGUCCUUGGAGAGCAAAUACAUGAUGGAAGACGCUUCAAGUAAGAAAUUUUUAGUUAGAAAUUUUAAUAAUUAUAAGUUUGUUGAUGGUCGGUCCAUAAUGGACCAAUUUCAUGAGUUGCAACGUAUCUAUGGUAGCUUAGAGCAACAUGGUAUAGCUUUGAAUGAGUUGUUUGUUGUUUUUAGCAUUAUUGAUAAGUUACCCCCUAGUUGGAAAAAUGUUAAGCAUGAUCUUAAGCAUAAGAAGGAGGACAUGACAUUGUCCGGUUUGGCCACCCAUCUUCAAAUUGAAGAAGGGAUUCGUGCCAUGGAAGGAGCUAAGGAUGGAAAUCCUAGCACAUCUACCGUGAAUAUGGUAGAUGAAGGGAGAGCUAGUGCAUCUACUAGUGGGAAAAGGAAGAAUAAAAAUUCUUCCAAAGGAAAGUCCAAAAGGCAAGCAAACAAUAACAAGUUUUCUUGUUAG